Messenger RNA from Pelmatolapia mariae (spotted tilapia), 600 nucleotides. Its product is annotated as C-type lectin domain family 4 member E-like. Gene Ontology annotation, molecular function: signaling receptor activity. NCBI's taxonomy places the organism in Eukaryota, Metazoa, Chordata, Actinopteri, Cichliformes, Cichlidae. The record is from RefSeq and is a predicted model, not a curated record. The transcript is spliced from 5 exons. Bases 1 to 600 code for a protein of 199 amino acids.
AUGGCUGGAGGAGGUGGCUGGGCAGAGGGAGAGGGCUCUCAACAAACUGUGAAGAGCAUAAGGUCAAAGGUCACCCCAGAGAGAGUGGCCCUGCUGGUUCUCAGUGCUCUUCUGGCUGCUGCUGUUGUUGUCCUCUGUGUUACCAGUGAUUCAUGUUAUAAAUGUGAAGAAGGCUGGGAGCAACAUGGAGGAAAGUGUUAUUACUUCUCGACCAGUAAAUCAUCCUGGAAUGAGAGCAGAGAUGACUGUAGAGCUAAAGGAGGAGACCUGGUUAAGAUAGACAGCAGAGAGGAGCAGGAAUUCCUGUGGAAAAAAGUGAGAGGCAUAAUGAAGGAUCAUGAAGACAAGUUCUGGAUCGGACUGACAGACUCAGCAGAGCAGGGCAGAUGGUUGUGGGUGGACGGAUCACCACUGAACGAAAGUUUAUCUUAUUGGAACUACAAUGAGCCGGACAACUGGCCCGAGGACGACUGUGUACUGAUGGGUGAAAAAAGUCAUGGUUACCAGAAGAGUUGGUCUGAUAUAUCCUGCAAAGUGCCUCGCAGAAGUAUUUGUGAGAAUCCAGCAGCAAAAGGACAGCAUAAAACUGUAUGCGUCUGA